This is a messenger RNA of Naegleria lovaniensis, 1620 nucleotides long. RefSeq lists its product as uncharacterized. Bases 1 to 1620 code for a protein of 539 amino acids. The transcript has a single exon. Lineage: Eukaryota; Heterolobosea; Eutetramitea; Acrasida; Naegleriidae. The record is from RefSeq and is a predicted model, not a curated record.
AUGUCCCUCCUUCAACAUUUACUUUUAUUAUUCAUUUCUCUGUGUAUAUUAUGGACAGCCUUUGCUAAUACGUGUCGUAAAUACCUCUAUUCCGUAUUGGAUAGUACCGUAUAUGAGAAGGGAAAGAGCUUUACGGAACAUCUCAUUAACCGAACUGAUGGUUUUGAAUGUAAAGUAUUUACCUGUAAAACGAAGGACGGCUGUCGAUUACAGCUACUAAGAAUUAUGUAUAAGGGAGAAGUCCAAGUGGAAGAGGAAGAGGAGGCUCAUACUGAAGUAGUAUCCGAUCCACAACAACAACAACAAGACAAAUCUGUUUCGGGUUCUCAUCCUCCAGCAGCAGCAGCAGCAACAUCAACAUCACAUACUCUUCAUCCCUCAACCAUCAAUUAUUGCAAAUCGGCUCAACAACUUGAAGAAUUACUCCACGAUCGUGAAUUGCAUAAACAAAAACCAGUCGUAUUUUUGCAACAUGGUUUAUUGGAGAGUAUGACUGUUUGGUGCCUUCAUAAAGACUCUUUGGCAUUUCAAUUGGCACGCAGAGGAUUUGAUGUUUGGCUUGGAAAUAAUCGAACUUCAUGGUUUGGUCAACAACAUUUGGUUUCUCGAUUGCAUGACGAAGUUGAUUUUUGGAAAUUUUCAAUUGACGAAAUUAUUUAUUAUGACAUGCCAGCCAUGAUUGAUUUUGUGAGGCACGCAACUGGACAGGACAAGAUUUGUUGGAUGGGCAUGUCACAAGGCGCAGGUCAAUUGUUUGCAGCUCUCAGUUUGCCUGAGCUUGAACAUUAUAAGAAUUACCUGUUUGCCAUUGUUGGAAUUUCACCUGCAUGUUUCUUGAAGAAGAAUCCAAAUGGUCUCAUUCUGAGAGGUCUCAUGAAAAUUCCAAGGUUUUUCUUUGGAGACCGUGAAUUUGUUGUGGGUGUGGCCUUUUCACAACUCUUACUCCCUAAAAACUUUAUUGGAUAUAUGGGAGAACGUGCAUUGAGAUGGUUAAAUAUUCAACAAAAACCUCUCCCAAAUGAUCCAAUGAAGGGCGAAUGGUUCAAGAAUAUACCUCUCGGUUGUACAUCUGUGAAUAAUGUCACUCAUUGGUUUAACAUGUUGAGAACUGGUGGAUGUUUAAGGAAAUUUAAUGAUCAAGAAGUCUACCCCAUUGAUUCCAUGCUUGCAAAAUGGAAAGAGAUGUAUCAUUCUGGAGAGCAUGAUAUGGGAGCCACUAUUAGCAGUCAUGACACAAAUUCCUCAUCCUCCUCCUCGACGUCCAACUAUGUACCACCUAUUAUGGUAUGCCUUGGUGCCAAAGAUAAUGUUGUUGAUUUUGAAGAGAGCUUGAAACAAUUUGGAUGUGACACUUGCUCUUCACUAAAUGAGAUGACAAGUAAGAAUUGCAGUAUGGAAGGCAAGAACAAUGACCACAACACUUCCUGUCAUCAUGGUGCUUUCAAACAAUGUCGAAUUUUAGUGGAACCAGAGUAUGGACAUACUGAUUUUUUGUGGUCAGAAGUGGAUGACAAGUUGCUUCAAAACUACAAUCAAAUCAUUGGUUUUGUGCAUGAACAGUCUAAGCUUGCUCGUAAAAUGAGCAAUGCUAGUUUGGCUUGUAGUAGUUUCAAUAAAUGA